Amoebophrya sp. A25 is the source of this 1242-nucleotide messenger RNA. The record is from the annotation of a GenBank genome assembly. NCBI's taxonomy places the organism in Eukaryota, Dinophyceae, Syndiniales, Amoebophryaceae.
GCAAGUUCAUCUGCGUUUGAUCCGAUCCCAUCGUUUGGUGGGCUUACUCACGCUUCUUUUCGUAAAUACGCGACGCCUUCCAACUAUUAUGGAGACUCACCUUCGAACUCAUGUCUCGGACUUUGAGUCAUCAGCCUCUUUAUGAUUUUCCAAUAUGAAGGAGUUCGAUUUUUGCAACUUGCUUUGAUAUUCGCCUGUCGGUGCUUGGAAUAAAUAUAAGCACACCGUUCAAAAGUUUUACCACGGAAAUUUUUUUUUGACAAGUUAGUUGCUCCUCCUCCUGUGAAAGGGUGAUACUCAGAAUGGGAAGCCCGACUAGUAUAGAUAAGCGAGCCUGUCAUUGUUUGUGAAGAUUGUACAUCUGUGGUCGGUCAUUCAAAAAAGAAACUUUGAAAUAGGAAUUUUCUCUGCCGACCUCUAAACUUUGCAGUAUCAAGUCUUGCACGAGCGCGGAGCACAAGCUGGGUCUGAACGGACUCCUGGGCAACAAAGGCGCAGUGCAGAUAAGGCUGGAGUUGCAUAGCGGUUUGCGGUUGGGCUUUUUCUCGUUUCACCUUCAUGCAGGUGAGGGCAUUUCAGCCUACGAGGCACGACUACGUGGCUUUCACCAGGUACUGGUUGACAAUCCAGAGUUUCGCUUGCGGAGUUUAAAAGACGGGUCUUCAAUCGAAGCAUCUCCCAAUGGAGGAGGCAACGAUCGACGCUCAGACUCGUCGGCAGAUGCAAGCACACAAGAAAGCGGGCUAGGCGUUGCGAGGGAUAGCACGCAUGCUGGCCCUCGAGUAUCACUCGUGUCGCAACAAAGUAGAGUGCAGCCAGAGUGGUCGGAGGCAAAAUCUGCUAGUUCGACAGGAAAAGAACCUACAACUGCAGGCUUUGACUUCUGUCUUUUGAGCGGAGACCUCAACUUUCGCGUUCAGCCCGUCAACGAGGACGUGCUGCACACGUGUCUGACUGAUUUGGCAGCGAUUCGAGGCGUCGCGUCUCCGCAACGUAGUCGUCACGAGCUCCGAAGAUCUCCAGGAUCUCCAGUAUCUCCAGUUGGGACUAGAACAAGAAAAGAAGACGAGCACAAGAAGAGCUCGAAGAGUCACGACAUACUUUCUUCCUUGCAUGCGCUCUUGUCGGACGCUGCGCCAACAGGGGCGGACGAGACACGCGUAGAAUUUGCGAUUCCAUCGUGGAUCCCGCGGGGGCUUUACCUCACGUACAUCCUGUACCGCAUCAAAAAGCUGAAACGAG